This is a messenger RNA of Fonsecaea erecta, 2454 nucleotides long. RefSeq lists its product as hypothetical. The record is from RefSeq and is a predicted model, not a curated record. Lineage: Eukaryota; Fungi; Ascomycota; Eurotiomycetes; Chaetothyriales; Herpotrichiellaceae. The transcript has 4 exons. Gene Ontology annotation, molecular function: polygalacturonase activity. The coding region runs from base 1 to 2454 and encodes 817 amino acids.
AUGCAUUCUCUUCUUCCAGCUCUCUUCUUCACUCUUCUACACCUUCUCAUUCUUAUCAACUCGGUGGCAGCGCAACAGUCUACCUACUGGCUCGCCAACAAGCCUAAUGUUGGUAAAGUCGCGUUUCAAGAUCCAAGCUAUCCGGUGUUUCGGAAUGUCAAAGAUUAUGGCGCCGUUGGAGACGGUCUACACGACGACUCUGAUGCCAUCAACCGCGCGAUCGCCGCUCCUGGGAAUCGCUGCGGCGGUGGCAAUGCAACCUACGGAUCGUUUUGCCAAUCUUCGACAGUAACACCAGCACUGGUUUAUUUUCCACCAGGAACUUAUAAUGUGUCCAAACCUUUGAUCAUGUACUAUUUCACGCAGAUGGUGGGAGAUGCAGUCAACCCGCCCACCAUCCUGGUCAGCACCAAUUUCACCAAUAUCGUGGGUUUGGCUGUAUUUGACGCAGACAUCUACAUCCCGUCCGGCAGCGGUAGCGAGUGGUACGCCAACCAAAACAAUUUCUACCGUCAAGUUCGUAACUUCAUCCUUGACAUGACAAACGCUCCCUUGAAGACGGCUGGCAUUCAUUGGCAGGUAGCCCAAGCCACGAGUCUGCAGAACAUUGUCAUCAACAUGGUGCCUAAGGACGUGGUAAACAAUCAGCAACAAGGCAUUUACAUGGAAAACGGAUCGGGAGGCUUUUUCUCCGAUAUGGUCAUCACUGGCGGCUCGAUCGGAGCCUACCUUGGGAAUCAGCAAUUCACCACACGGAAGAUACAAUUCGACGGCUGUUCGACGGCCAUCAAAAUGAACUUUGAUUGGGUGUGGUUGUUCACUCAAAUCACCAUCACAAAUUCCGAUGUCGGGAUUGAUAUGACCAGUGGCGGCUUCUCCAACCUCGCUGUUGGCUCUCUCGUCUUAAUUGACAGCGUGAUAUCUGCAACCCAGGGUAUUCUCACACCCUAUGCUCCUGGCUACAGUUCCCCUCAAGCCGCGGGGACUUUGGUCAUCGAACAGGUUGACUUUACGGGCAGCGGCGUCGCCAUCGCCGCCGCUGGAGGGACUCAAGCAAGAACGAUUCUUGAUGGUCAACAGUUUGUGGAUCUCUGGGCGCAAGGAAACGCUUGGACGACAGCGGGUCAAGCAUUGAACGGCCAGUUCUUUAACGGCACGGCUUGCUCCUAUCAAAAUUCCAGUCAGACUGCCUAUACUGCUCAAGAAACAACGAUACAAAGAGCGCUGGCCCCGAUUCCUCGACCAUCGCCGUUGGUCGAUAGUAAUGGACAAUAUAUCUACCGCGUCAAACCACAAUACGAGAAUCUUCAAUGGGAUACCGGAUUCCUCAGUGCCAAAGCAAAUGGGCUCCUGGGUGAUGGUUCUACAGAUGAUACGGUUGCGAUGCAGGCACUCUUCAAUCUGGCUCACACAACUGGGAGAGUCGUCUAUUUCGACAGGGGAGCUUACAUAGUUUCAUCCACGGUAAAUGUUCCAGCGGAUGUCAAGAUCACUGGCGAACUCUACAGCAUCAUCAUGGCAACAGGACCAUUUUUCGGGGACCAAAUGAACCCGCAACCAAUGUGGAAAAUAGGUAAUCCUGGUGAUGUCGGCACAGUCGAAAUCUCGGAUAUCAUCUUCGAGGUCAAAGGACCCUGCCCAGGCGCUAUUAUCGUGGAGUGGAAUAUCAAAGCUGCUGGGCCAGCGCUGGCCGGCAUGUGGGAUGCCCACUGGCGUAUCGGCGGGUCAGCAGGAACAAAUUUGCAACAGGAUGUCUGUAUCAAGACCCCCGCAACGCCGAUUGCAGGAUCGAACCCGGUGUUGACGAAUUGCAUCGGCGCGUAUCUGCUGUUACAUGUCACGAGCCAAGCCGAUGGCUACUUUGAAAACACCUGGGGGUGGGUCGCGGAUCACGAGUUGGACAUGGCUGACCGGCAGCAAAUUUAUAUUUUCAACAAAGGUGGCUUCCUUUUCGAGUCGCAAGGCCCACUGUGGCUCUAUGGCACUGCGGCCGAACACUCGGUGAUGUAUGACUACCACUUCGUCAACGCGAAGAACGUCUUCAUGGGCCACAUCCAACACGAAACUGCGUAUUUCCAGGGCAACCCCAACGCACUGACGCCCUUCACUCCGCAGGCGGCAUGGCAUGACCCGGACUACUCGGAUUGCGUGCAAGCCAACUGCGCCCGCACUUGGGGUCUCCGGAUCGUCAACUCCAGCUCGAUCUUCAUGUAUGGCGGCGGGCUGUACAAUUUCUUCGAGAACUGGAACACGCAGGCAUGUUUGGGCACGGAGAGCUGCCAGGAGAGGAUGGUGGACUUUCGCAAUUCGACCGACGUCUACCUCUGGGCACUGAGCACCAAGGGAUCGCAGUUCAUGAUUAGUUACGAGGGCACGGACGUGGUGCCAUACAGUGUGAACAAGGCGAAUUUUUGCGAGACGGUCGUGCUUUUCGAGCUGGCCAGUGAGCAGUGA